AUGUUGUAUGUUUUGGUGGGUUGCUUCUGCAACGCCUGCACCCGUGGCUUUGACGUACCUGCUGAGUCUUACAGUGAUUACAUUACAGUGUGGAUCGUGCAGAUUGAUGAUGUUGCCUCCCGUGAUAACUCGGUCGAGCUGAUAUUACAUCUAUCUGUUGUUGAUUGCAGAAUUGGUUUCUUAAUGGAGAUGUCAUUCAUCAGAGAAUUACCUUAUAUGAAGGAGCAGGAAAUAAUGGAGGACACUAGUUUUCUCCAUCAGUGGCACUUGAGUUCUAUUGGUGACCCGAACUUACUGCCAAUAGCUGCUGUUUUUGGAGACACUUUACAACAUCAUACAUUUACUUAUCCAGACCUCAAUCCCCAAGCUUCUAGGGAAACUACACUUACUAACAUUGAAAGGCCAACAAAACAUCAUAAAAACAACAUUAGCUGGAACCCCAACAGAAGUGCUGCUCAGAUAUCAUCAGAGACACAAUUUGUUUCUUUCCCAAAUCUUCUUCCGUUUAUGGAUUCCAAUCACAUAAGUCCAUCGGGAUUAGUGAAGACCGAGGAUGAAAUGGCUUGUCCUAUAACUAAUAACACAACUUCUCCAGACACGAUCUCUCAAGGAAUAUUGGGGAAUCAUAACUAUCUCUUCAAGGCCAGCCAGACCAAAAAGAUUGGAACACGCACUAAAAUUUCUCAACCUCAAGACCACAUCAUAGCUGAAAGGAAGCGACGAGAGAAGCUCAGCCAGCGGUUCAUUGCUUUAUCUGCCCUUGUUCCUGGAUUGCAGAAGACGGACAAAGCUUCUAUUCUUGGAGAUGCUAUCAACUACUUGAAGCAAUUGCAAGAGAAAGUAAGGGCUCUUGAGGAGGAACAAAACAUGAGGAAAAAUGUGGAGUCUGUGGUAAUUGUGAAGAAAUCUCAACUAUCCAACGAUGUUAACAACUCUUCUUCAGAAUAUGAUGCUACAUUAUUUGACGAAACAAUUCCUGAAAUUGAAGCAAGAUUCUGUGAGAGAAAUGUCCUCAUAAGAGUUCACUGUGAGAAGACCAAAGGAAUUGUGGAAAAAACAAUCCAUGAAAUUGAGAAUCUCCAUCUGAAAGUCACCAAUAGCCAUGCCAUGACAUUUGGGAGAUGUGCCCUUGAUAUGACAAUUAUUGCUCAGAUGGAUAUGGAAUUUUGCAUGGGAGUGAAGGAUGUUGUGAGAAACCUACGCUCAGCUUUUACAUCUUUCAUUACUCAGUCAGAUAUCAUGUCCAUCGAGAUUCCUGCCAACAAAAACCUUUUUCAGAAAUUUCAUCAACAAGCUGGCAACGCUUUUAAUAAAGGCAAAGGGGUCACCAUUGUUGUUCCUCCGGCUGAACUGCGCUCUCCUUCUGAUGCGCGCAAAAAACACAAGAGGAAGGAGAAAGAAAAUCAUCGCAACAACUCAAGUCCUAACUCCGCCCUCUACUCCUCCAACCGAUUUUUUGGCAUUGACCAUCACAUCAGUUCCAAGGAGGAGCUAGCACGAGCCACAGAGGAAAAUAAGGUUGCGACCGCUAAGAUGAUCGAAUUGUCAUCUCUUUAUGAGGCAGAGGUUGCCGUGAAGAUCUCGACAGAGAAAGAUCUUGCUGAAAUAAAGGACUACAUAGUCCAAGAACAUAUCAAGGACUUUAAUAAGACCAUUCGCUAG
This is a messenger RNA of Sphenostylis stenocarpa, 1662 nucleotides long. NCBI's taxonomy places the organism in Eukaryota, Viridiplantae, Streptophyta, Magnoliopsida, Fabales, Fabaceae. The record is from the annotation of a GenBank genome assembly.